Molecule: messenger RNA, 1039 nt
Organism: Racocetra fulgida
Lineage: Eukaryota; Fungi; Glomeromycota; Glomeromycetes; Diversisporales; Gigasporaceae
Source: the annotation of a GenBank genome assembly
CAAUGCUUCUGGAGCACACUAUUUAGAUAUACUUUCAGAGUUUUCAGAAGAGGAAAAAACUACACUUUUAAAAGUUUUUGCCGAAUUUUCUUCUGGUAAUUCUUACAUACAAACGGCUAAAACAGAAGUGAUGGCAACAAGUAUUAAAAAUUGUUUUCCAACAACGAUUGGUGAAUCACUCAAAAAUGGAUUUGUUACAUAUCUUCAAUCAAUGUCAUCAUUUCAUUCAUCGACAUCUAUUGUGAUAACUGAACCUGGUUUUAUAUCAUCAAUUCAUAAAUUGGUGAAAACUAUGCCAAUUGAUAGAUCCCAGGCAAUACAUCUUAUAGGACAGUUAUCACAAGGUACACUUAAAGAUUUUGUAAGAGAGGUCGUUCGAGCAGCACUACCAUAUUGGUUCGAAGGAUGUUAUCCACCCAAGCAGAAACAAUCAACAAAAGAAAGCAAUAAAUUAUUUAAAGAAGAUAUGUAUCUGAUUGAUUUAAUAAUAUUGAGACCAAAAAUUAAAUCUAAAGAAAAAGAAGAUGACGAACUUUUAACCAAAAUUAUUAAAGAAGCUGAGAUAGAAGGGUAUUUUGAUCAGGAUGGAUAUAUAUUCGGUGGAUUUGCUUAUGAAGAUUGGAAGCAAAACUCCAAGUUUAGCGGUGAUAAGAAAAACUUUUUAUUUUCUAUUAGACCUAAAUUAAGAUGUUACCCUACUACAGGUUAUAAUAAUAAUUUUCAAUAUUUGAAUUUUGGAGCAAAAACUUUACCAAAUGGUGGUUUAUGGAUUGAUUCUGAUUUUAUUCACGGACAUUCAAAAGCUGCACCACUUUCAUCAACAUAUGGGAACCCACGAUUAUCUAAACAGGAAUAUUUUUUGAUAGAUGAAGUUGAAGUAAGACCAACAAAAAUUGAUUUGGAUGAAAUUCCAAAAGGUUUAAAACGUUCAGUGCUCGAUAAUCAUCCUGAAGAGUUAGACCUUUUAGAAAUGGCUACAGGUCGUAAAAUGUACUCAAAAGAUGUUAGGGAACCGGAUGAAUUCCCUGAAGAAGAAUAA